Pieris rapae (cabbage white) is the source of this 1032-nucleotide messenger RNA. Its product is annotated as serine protease snake-like. Gene Ontology annotation, biological process: proteolysis. The record is from RefSeq and is a predicted model, not a curated record. The transcript has a single exon. Lineage: Eukaryota; Metazoa; Arthropoda; Insecta; Lepidoptera; Pieridae. The coding region runs from base 70 to 987 and encodes 305 amino acids. Gene Ontology annotation, molecular function: serine-type endopeptidase activity.
CCGCCACUACCGGCGGCCUCAGUGCUCGGCGCUCACCGCCACCAACUAGCUUUACAUUUUUCAUGGGAAAUGAUAAUAUGCUUUGUACUUUUCGCGCUCAACUUCGCGCCUGCGACCUUAGUCGGCGAAAAGGCCAUCUUGGCCUGUACGACCCACGGUCAAUCUAUGCUCGAGUGCCAUAACGUUUUAUAUCCCAACUCGAAGGUGAGAGUUCCUGUAGACCUUCUGCUCUACCCGCACAUGGUUUUGAUUGGGUUUCAAAACGACAACAAGGAACCGACUUGGAAAUGCGGUGGAACACUGAUAAGCGACAGAUGGGUGGUAACCGCUGCGCACUGUAUUGAAGAUCCCAUGUCUGGACCUGCAAAAGUUAUGAGAAUUGGAACUGCCACGUUUGAGUUUGACGAAGUCGAUGAGUUGGCACAAGAAAGACUUAUAUCUGCGAUUGUUCCUCAUCCCGGAUAUCGGCCACCGUCGAAAUACCACGAUAUAGCGUUGAUGAAAGCCGAACCGCCAUUUAUACUCAGCAGAAACGUUCGCAUCGCAUGCUUGCAAGUAGAUGACAAUAUUCCAUCUGUUAAAUUGACAGCCAUAGGCUUCGGGACCACGAGAUCUGGAGCAGCAGCGGGUAGUCAGACUUUAAUGAAGGUAGACGUCGAUGUCAUCAACGGCACGGUGUGCAAUCGAUCAAUGAGGAUUUUAAUUCGAAGAAAAGUUCUUGCGAAUGGAAUUACGGAUGAGCAGAUGUGCGCCGGCGACUACGAGAACGGGGGAAAGGAUACGUGUCAGGGUGAUUCGGGAGGCCCUCUUCAGUACAUGGAGGAGCAUGUGGACUGCAUCCGGACUUUCCCUCUUCACGUGUUGGUCGGAGUGACGUCCUUUGGAAGGGAUUGUGGAAGGAAAAUGGCUCCAGGUGUAUACACACGGGUUUCUCGGUACAUUGAGUGGAUCGAGAGUGUUGCCUGGCCUGGGGUUUAUAUAUCAUGAAUUGUAAAUAAAUCUUAAUUUACAAUUAAAAGGGAUUAAAUUUUA